This is a messenger RNA of Quercus robur (English oak), 621 nucleotides long. RefSeq lists its product as uncharacterized. NCBI's taxonomy places the organism in Eukaryota, Viridiplantae, Streptophyta, Magnoliopsida, Fagales, Fagaceae. The transcript has a single exon. Bases 1 to 621 code for a protein of 206 amino acids. The record is from RefSeq and is a predicted model, not a curated record.
AUGCCACAGAUAGACAGUUAUGAUGGGGUCAGGGACCCUCUGGACCACCUAGAGACAUUCAAGACCUUGAUGCACCUUCAAGGAGUAGUAGACGCGAUCAUGUGUAGGGCCUUCCCUGCAACGCUGAAGGGCGCGGCGAGAAUUUGGUUCAGCCAACUGACACCGAACUCCAUCAACACCUUCAAAGAACUUAGCGCUCAAUUUACCGCGCACUUCAUCAGAGGCCAUCGGUACAAGAAGUCUACGGCUUGUUUGAUGAGUAUCAAGCAGCGAGAGGAUGAAACUUUAAGAGCCUACAUAUCCCACUUCAAUAAGGAGGCACUCUCGAUCGACGAAGCCGACAAUAAGAUACUUAUCGUAGCGUUCACGAAUGGCCUGAAGAAGGGUAAGUUUUUGUUCUCCCUGUAUAAAAACGAUCCAAAGACCAUGUUGGAAGUACUUUACCAGGCCACAAAGUAUAUGAACGCUGAAGACGGGCCCGAGAAGAGAGGCCAAAGAAAAGAGAGAGGCAGGAAGACACUCGGUAGGACCAAGGCCGAAAGAAAGCAAGGAUGGGAGACCGAAGGGAUGAGAGGUGCCCUAAGCCCUUGGGGGGAAGAUUCACGAGCUUCACUCCGUUGA